UCUUUCUGUCACUCACGCACUCCUCCAUCAUGAGCAACAGUGUCUCCGAGGACACCGCGCCGCCAGGACCUGGCUCGUCUAAGAUGCCAGAACUCGGCGAUCAAGCUCAGUCACCCGCAGCACUUCACCAGAUCACCCGCCAGAACGCCACAAGUUCCCCAUUGCUUCGUCUUCCUGCUGAGGUCAGGAACAUGGUCUUCAACUACGUAUCCCAGGACGAAAUUUAUGUCAUCGAUCCCGGUCCUUUGACGAGGAAGCGCCUGAGCUCUCGCCGCAAACUAGGCCUCUUUCUCGUCUCUCGCCAGUUGUAUCACGAAACAGCAUUACUGCCGUACAAGCUCGGAGUCUUCCAGCUAGGCGAUCAUCCCUGGGACCAUUGUAUAUUAUCUCGUUUGAAAGCAUUUCUCCGGGGACGGUCAAAGGCCCAGAUUGAAGUUAUGGCUCGAGUAGAAUGCUACGAUAGCCGUUACAUGGAUACGGAGGUUGUGGGAACUGGGGUGUACUGGGCCGCAGAAUUACAUCUCACACAGCCGUCAUGGCCUUCCGGUCGACAGAUAGCGAGUUUGGUAGUGAUAGGACUGCUAGCUGUACUUGGUCUUGUAAUAGGCUGA
This is a messenger RNA of Alternaria alternata, 611 nucleotides long. RefSeq lists its product as hypothetical. The coding region runs from base 30 to 611 and encodes 193 amino acids. NCBI's taxonomy places the organism in Eukaryota, Fungi, Ascomycota, Dothideomycetes, Pleosporales, Pleosporaceae. The transcript is spliced from 2 exons. The record is from RefSeq and is a predicted model, not a curated record.